Antechinus flavipes (yellow-footed antechinus) is the source of this 976-nucleotide messenger RNA. Its product is annotated as olfactory receptor 10AG1-like. Gene Ontology annotation, molecular function: G protein-coupled receptor activity; olfactory receptor activity. Gene Ontology annotation, cellular component: membrane. Lineage: Eukaryota; Metazoa; Chordata; Mammalia; Dasyuromorphia; Dasyuridae. The coding region runs from base 41 to 976 and encodes 311 amino acids. The record is from RefSeq and is a predicted model, not a curated record. The transcript has a single exon. Gene Ontology annotation, biological process: G protein-coupled receptor signaling pathway.
CUUCUGCAUUCAAUAUUUCCACAGCCAGAAGACUCUGACAAUGGAAAAAAGCAAUGCUACAUAUUUGGUGGAAUUCAUUCUUCUGGGAUUUUCUGACCUUCCUAACCUCCGAAGUUUUCUUUUUGGAACAUUCUUAGUCAUCUAUUUGUGUAUACUUAUAGGAAAUGGCCUGCUCAUUUUUAUAACUAAGACGAAUCCUACUCUUCAAACCCCCAUGUACUUUUUCCUUGGAAACUUUUCCUUCUUGGAAAUCUGUUAUACAUCAGUCACUCUCCCUAGAAUACUAAGGGAUAUUUGGGCUCAGAAGGGAAACAUCCCGUUCCUGUCCUGUGCUGUACAAAUUGGCUUCCUUUAUAUUCUAGGAAUUGCAGAGUGCUUACUCCUGGCUGUGAUGGCUUAUGAUAGAUAUGUAGCCAUCUGUAAGCCUCUUUACUAUCCACUCAUCAUGAAUCACAGGACAUGUGUCCAAAUGGUGAUUGCCUCCUGGAUCACAGCAAUACCAGUUCAGAUAGGUGUCACCUAUUAUAUUUUUUCUCUGAACUUUUGUGGUCAUAACAAACUCAAUCAUAUUUUCUGUGAUGCCUCACCACUGCUGGAGAUUGCCUUUGGGGACACUUAUCAGAGAGAGAUCGCUGUCCAUGUUAAUACUUUCUUUUUUGUCAUAAUUCCCUUUCUAUUGAUACUCAUAUCUUAUCUCAAAAUCAUAGUCAACAUCCUGAAACUACCAUCAACUUCCGGGAAAUCCAAAGCCUUUUCUACCUGUUCUUCUCAUCUUAUAGUAGUAUUUUUAUUCUUUGGUUCUGCCAGUAUCGUGUAUUUGCGUCCCAAAUCCAGUCAGUCAGCUAAAUCCGACAAACUCUUUGCUGUUUUCUAUACUAUUGUGACUCCAGUGUUAAAUCCCCUGAUAUACAGCCUGAGGAAUAAGGAUGUAAUUGUUGCCCUAAAAAAACUCCUUCCAAAAUCAUGUUGUUCAUGA